This is a messenger RNA of Adineta ricciae, 510 nucleotides long. The record is from the annotation of a GenBank genome assembly. NCBI's taxonomy places the organism in Eukaryota, Metazoa, Rotifera, Eurotatoria, Adinetida, Adinetidae.
AUGAGUGAAAGUCAAACACCAAAUCUUAUAGAUGAUCAGACCUUUCGUUCGCUUUUGAACGGCAUUGGCGAACUACAAUCUUUGGCUUGUGAUAUCGGUAUAGAACGACGAGAGAAGCAAUCGUCAAUAUACCAAGAAGAAUGUGAUAAAUCUGCAGUUGAUAAUAAUGAAGAAGAAACACUAAAGAUUAUUAAACAAACAACGGAUCUUGCUCGUCUUGCUAUGGUUUUAUUAAUUCGUGGCUUACAAAUAUGUGCAACCCACGCCAGUAAUAAAGCGAAAUGUUUCAGUUCGUAUACAUCAGGCAUAUCUUAUCUUCGUGAGCAACAAGGUUUUUAUGCUCCACCGAAGAACUUAUUACUUCUAUGGGAAAGAAAUGUGAUAUUAAUCGAUUUGUUCACCAGUGAUGAAAGACUUUAUUGUAAUAAACGUAUCGCGCAAGACAUGUUUGAUAUUUGUCUGGAAACAUACGAUUGGCUUCGGUCACUUGCUAACAAUAAUAAAUAUUAA